Molecule: messenger RNA, 1362 nt
Organism: Momordica charantia (bitter melon)
Lineage: Eukaryota; Viridiplantae; Streptophyta; Magnoliopsida; Cucurbitales; Cucurbitaceae
Product: F-box/kelch-repeat protein SKIP30
Molecular function (GO): protein binding
Source: RefSeq, a predicted model, not a curated record
CUGAUAAUUAUGUGAAGCUCUCCAUCCGCAAGAACAAGCAAAGAACUCAGGCCUCAUCUUCUUGGUGGUACACAUUUUGGACACAAUCCCACAGAAAGACAUUGAGAAUUCAUCAUCUAAACAUGCACGCAACUCGCAAAUCUGAGCAACCCAGCGAAUCCUUUCAGUUUUCUUGAUUUUGCUUUGAGGCGAAAUCGAAACCACUCUGCUUCUCUAUUUACUAGCCAUCUUUCUGUGAAGUGACUAAUCAGUACAAAAGAAAGACCAUGUCUGGUCUGAUUGAAGGCCUCCCUGAUGCAAUUGCCCUUAGAUGCCUUGCUCGUGUCCCAUAUUACCUCCACCCCAAAUUGGAACUCGUUUCUCGCUCUUGGAAAGCCGCGUUUCGUAGUGCUGAACUGUUUAGAGCUCGACAAGAGGUUGGUUCAUCUGAGGAUUUACUGUGUGUAUGCUCUUAUGACCCAAAUAAUACAUGGCAGCUUUAUGAUCCUCUCCGAGAUCUUUGGAUCACCCUCCCUGAACUCCCCUCAAAACGAAGACAUCUUUCGCAUUUUGGGGCUGCCUCCACUUCUCAAUACCUGUUUGUUCUCGGUGGUCGUAGCGAUGCUAUUGAUCCAUUAACCGGUGACCAUGACGACAACUUAUCGACCAAUGAGGUAUGGUCCUUUGACCCUGUAACACGAAACUGGUUGAUGCGAGCACCAAUGCUCGUACCACGUGCUAUGUUUGCCUGCUGUGUUUUGGAAGGGAAGAUCAUUGUUGCAGGCGGCUUCACCAGCACAUCAAAAUCAACUUCCAAGACUGAAAUAUAUGACUCUGAGAAGGAUCUUUGGGUUCCGUUACCUGAUCUACUUCAAACCCAUGAUUCAACCUGCAUUGGAGUAGUGAUAGGAGGAAAAGUGCACAUUAUGUACAAGGGGCAAUCCACAGUACAAAUUUUUGACACUUUGGAGCUGAAAUGGAGAGUUGAGGAUUACGGUUGGCUUCCCGGCCCCAUGGCUGCCGUUCAAGAUUCACUCUAUGUCAUGUGCCUAGGAUUGAUCUUCAAGCAGGAUGGACGAGACAGACAGGUUGUCAUUCCGGCGGUAUCUCAGUUUCUCCAUAGAAUCGGGAUGGCGAUGAUUGGGUUUAGAGGCGAAUUGUAUGUGAUUGGAGGAGUAGUUCGCCCCGUCCGCCUCGAUGCGGAUCUCGUAAAACUGUCUGACGUGCAUGUUCUUAACCUGAGGGGUGAGAAACCAACUUGGUAUUGUGUUGCUCCGAUGAGUCGAUGCCAUGGAACAGUUCUUGGGUGCACAGAGUUGAGAAUUUAGGAUUUGAAAUCCAUUGAAAUUUCUGAAUGCAAUGAAGCUUAAUUACUUAGCUUUA